Molecule: messenger RNA, 3086 nt
Organism: Seriola dumerili (greater amberjack)
Lineage: Eukaryota; Metazoa; Chordata; Actinopteri; Carangiformes; Carangidae
Product: IKAROS family zinc finger 4
Exons: 8
Coding region: 473-2206 (577 amino acids)
Biological process (GO): regulation of transcription by RNA polymerase II
Molecular function (GO): RNA polymerase II cis-regulatory region sequence-specific DNA binding; DNA-binding transcription factor activity
Source: RefSeq, a predicted model, not a curated record
GUCACUGUUGUCUAACUUGAGUCAUUGCCAACAGUACUUAGGUGUAACUUUGCGCCGUGCUUUUUAAUAAGCUGUCAAGGAUGACAGACUGUUGUAACGUUAUAGUGCUGAGUUGAGCUAAUAUGGCUAACGGUAAUUUCCAUCACAUGCAGUAAGCUAACGUUAGCAGCCAAGGCCGACCGUAAACUUUAUCUCAACGCCACCGUUAUGUAAACGCUGUCUUUCUGUACUACGACCUGGUUUUCAGACUCAUUUGUCUCGGAUGCGCCUAUUGUUCGAUUAGCUCAUCGUUAAGUUACUUUGUCAGUGUUGUCAUGAGUCAACCUAUUUAUUACUGAGUCAAUCAGCUGAUCUGUAGCAGCUAAGGUUAAAGUUGGCGCUAACUUAGCUCCUAGUUAAUGAUUUUAUGGUACAAUUAGUUAACCCACGUUGGCUAAUCUUCAGCACAUUUAUGUAUUCUGCUUGAACUAGUAUGGAUGUUGAUGACUGCAAUGGCCGGUCUUACAUAUCAGCUAGUGGAGACUCUUCAAUGGAAAGAGAGUUUUCUGGGGCCCUUGGAGGUCCAACAGUGAGCACUCCAAACAGCAAGGAGACCUCUCCUACUCGCUCGCUCAGUGCCAACUCCAUUAAAGUGGAGUUGUACAGUGAUGAAGACCCAGGUCGUAGUACUGAAGAUGAAAGAGGGGAGCGAGUAGAGGAAGGAGGUCCAGAGCAGGGAUCAGAGGCUAUCGGAGGCUUCAGGGAGCUCACCAAUCCUGAAACCAUGCCAACUGGAGCCACCAGGCUGCCAAAUGGAAAGCUCAAGUGUGACGUCUGUGGAAUGAUCUGCAUUGGGCCUAAUGUUCUCAUGGUGCACAAACGCAGCCAUACAGGUGAGAGACCAUUCCAGUGUAAUCAGUGUGGCGCCUCCUUCACUCAAAAGGGUAACCUGCUCCGUCACAUCAAGUUGCACUCAGGGGAAAAGCCCUUUAAAUGUCCCUUCUGCAGCUAUGCUUGUCGAAGACGAGAUGCACUUACUGGCCACCUUCGCACUCAUGCAGUGUCCUCUCCAACUGUAGGGAAGCCGUAUAAGUGCAGUUAUUGUGGCCGUAGUUACAAACAGCAGAGUACCCUGGAGGAGCACCGUGAGCGUUGCCACAGCUACUUGCAGAGUCUGGAGUCACAGCAGCCAUCCAGUGCACAGACUCCAGGAGAGGAGAUGAGAGAGCUAGAGUUUAUACCAGACUCUCUACUGCAACCCUCCUCAGACAAGAUGGCAUUUAUCGAUCGGCUCGCCAACAGCAUCACCAAACGCAAGAGAUCCACACCACAAAAAUUUGUAGGACAGAAGCACAUACGCCUCAACCUUGGAGAUGCACCUUAUGAGUUCAGUGCUGGUUUGGAUAGAGAUGGGGAGAUGCACACAGGGGACCUUGAAGCCCCGCACUUUACUGGUCUGGGAGGAGAGUACACAGGCAUAGCAGGUAAUGGAGCAGGGGUAUCAGACACACUGAGACCUCUACACCUUCCCACCACUCACCCUUCAUGUCUGUCGGAACUCAGGCCGAUCCACAGCUCCUCUCACACCCCCAUUGCUCUAGGCCCGAGGCUGGAUUGUACAGGGACAGGAACUGGGCUGGGAGCUGUGGGUGUAGGGGGAAGGGAGGCAGCAGAGGGUCAUGAAGACCUGCCUGUCGGUCGAAGUCAUGUGCCCUCACCUAGCAAUGGUUGCCAGGACUCUACAGACACAGAGAGCAUGCCGGACGAGCCAUGCAACAGUACUGCUCAGACUCCAAGCCUGCACAGUAACAAUGGCCAUCAUCUUGUCCACUCCAACAACCAUAACCCAGUGCCUCCUCCCAUUGCACAUCACAGGAGCCGGGACAGACACAGCCCCAGCCACGCCAAAGAAAGGGAGGUGGAAAGAGAGGAUGGAGGCCACUCAGCCCCCCCUCCUCCUGCCCUCGCUCCAACUCCCAGCUCACCUACCGCACCCUCCUCCACUUCGAGGGAGGCUUUUAGGGUUGUAGACGGGGAGGGGCGGGCUGUGCGUUCUUUCCGUUGCGAGCACUGCCGUGUACUUUUCCUGGACCAUGUCAUGUUUACCAUCCACAUGGGCUGCCAUGGUUUUCGCCAGCCUUUUGAGUGUAACAUCUGUGGCCACCGAAGUCAGGACCGCUAUGAAUUUUCUUCACACAUUGUCCGCGGAGAGCACAUCCUUGACUGAGGGUAAAGCGUGGACAACCUGCUACACCUAUAGCUAUUUUUACACUGAGACAAGGACCUGGAUGGGUUUGGUCUGCAUACAAGCUAAAGGGGACACUGAUGAUGUUAACCUGACACAAAUAUUUCAAAGAGGCAUUGGUACAGUACGUAUAAUCGUAAUCCUUAUUAUUUUUAAUGCACUUGGAACAACAAAUCUAUUUAAAAUGCACUUUGAAUUAAAUGUAUUCUAAAAUAGAUGAAGAGCCAAAUCACUUUUUCAUCCACAGAUGUGCCUUGCUCCAAAAUUCAGGAUUCAAACCUGAUGCACAAAUUAUAGUAGACCAUUCUGACUUUAGUCCAUAGCAUAAAAACUUGCCCCUCUCGUGCACUUUAACAGAAAUAAUGUAAAAAAUAAAAAAAAUUAAUGUGAAGAAUGAAGAAGGCUCGCUUCCAAUGGAAUCUGUAGAGUUUUUAAUGCCUUGUUGUAAUGUUUUUCAUGAUUCCCUAACAAAUGUUACAUUUUGCAAAGCUUUUACCAUCUUUGGGUUGACUGUGUACAAUUGAUUGUUUCUUAAAAUGCGAAGUGCAGACCAAACUCAAAAACCAGGUCCAAGUUGAAUAGUUGUGUUUGAGGAGUUGUCCGUGAAUUAGAAAUGCACUUUCGUUUUUAAUGGGGGUUUGGUUGACAGAUCUGAGUGUAUGUGUGAGAGAGAGUGAAAACAUGAGAGACCCUGUGUUUUUUGGAAGUAAAUUGAAUAAGUAAGUGAAAAAUGAAGGCCUUUAUUUGUGUGAAUGCUGAGUGGGACUAUGUAUGAAAUGUUUGUUUUUCUUUUCUAUGACUGCUUUUGUUGCACUGAUACCUGCCAGAAUACUAUGAUUAUAUUAAACUAUUUUGUAGAAUA